Messenger RNA from Sphaerodactylus townsendi, 2889 nucleotides. RefSeq names its product asteroid homolog 1 (gene ASTE1). NCBI's taxonomy places the organism in Eukaryota, Metazoa, Chordata, Lepidosauria, Squamata, Sphaerodactylidae. The record is from RefSeq and is a predicted model, not a curated record. Bases 169 to 2187 code for a protein of 672 amino acids. The transcript is spliced from 6 exons.
CUCCUGUAGCGGUGAGGAGCCAGAGAGGAAGUCGAGGGGACACGAAGGGGCCUCCUCGCUGACGUAGCCUCGACUGCCCCGCCCCCUUUCUCUCGCCGACGUUCCAGUCUUCCAGUGGGGGGGUUUAUUCUGAACGCUUCCUUACGCAGCAGGAGAUUUUACUCCACUAUGGGCAUCCAUGGAAUGAUGAGCUAUGUAGCCGAACACAAGCAAUUCUUUGUUGACCUGCAGUUGAGGGACAGAAAAAUAAUAAUUGAUGGGAAUAACCUAUACCAUCGACUUUACUUUGAUUCAAAUCUGGACAUUCGGCAUGGUGGGGAUUAUGAUUCUUUUACGGAUAUCGUCCACAAGUUUUUUGAAACACUGAUUCUUUGUGACGUGAAAGCAUACGUUGUGCUAGAUGGAGGGGGUGAUGUAUCUGAUAAGAAGUUUACAACCUUGAAGGAAAGAGCUCGGGAGAAGAUCAAGUCAGCCUGUUCUCUCUCUCAUGGUGGUGGAGGAAGUGUAUUACCUUUGCUCAUUAGAGAAGUAUUUAUACAGAUCUUAACCAAAUUACGAAUACCUUUUGUCCAGUCCAUUUCAGAAGCAGACAGGGACAUUGUGUCAUUAGCCAAUCACUGGAGUUGUCCUGUCUUGACUUUUGAUAGUGAUUUUUGUAUUUUUGACCUAAAAGCAGGCUAUUGUCCUCUGAAUUACUUUCAGUGGCAAAAUAUUUGUGUGUGUAAAGGGUCUCAAGACUGCUACAUCCCAGCAAGGUGCUUUUCCUUAGAGAAAUUUUGUACCCACUUCAGCAAUAUGAACAAAACUCUCCUACCGCUUUUUGCAGUGAUGAGUGGCAAUGAUUAUAUUAGCCUACCUGCUAUGGAAAUGUUCUUCAGCAAGGUACGCCUUCCUGUUGGAGGCUACACACAAAAGUUCAAAAAGCAUAUCCGUAUUCACGGGCUUCUGAAUUGGCUGUCUCGUUUUGCUGAUCCUGCUGAGGCGAUGGAAAAUGUGCUGAAAUAUCUUAAGCAGCAUGAGAAAGAGGAAACAAGACAGUUUCUGUGUGCUUCUAUGAAGGAAUAUGAACCAUCUGAUGUCAAUCUGCAAGACUUUUUUGAGAAUGGCAUUUAUGAAUCAGAGGCAGCCAAGGAACUAGAAUUACCUCAGUGGAUUCUUCGUGCUUUUGCUAAAGGUCUUCUUGCACCGUUCAUUAGUGAUGCCCUAGUAUUAAGAAGAACAAUACUUCAUGCUCAGGUAGAGAAUAUGCAGAGGCCCAGCAGUCAUGUUACAGCUCUGUCAAUUCGGCAGGUUAUUUAUGGGCUACUCCUAAAUCCCUCAGAGAGUUCAGUCCACACCUCUGCAAGGAAACAUUCCACCUCAUCUGCUUUCACCAUCUCUGAAUUUGACAGAUUCCAAAAAGCACUCAGGAAAUUAUUUGUUCAAGCAUCUACACUGCCAAGUAAAUUUUGUGGUGAUCAAUAUUCUCUGACAACGUUAAAUGAGGUUCCCUUAGCUGACCGUCUGCUUCUUUUGUUAGAGGUCUUGGGAGUGACGGACAGUGUCCUUGCAGGAGUUCCUGCUCUGCUGCAGCUCCCCGUGGCAGUGACCUGUUUCUGGAUACAGUAUUCAGAACCCAAAGUGAAGUCACAGCACAUGAAAGCUUUAUUACUUGGAAUAGUAUUUGGUGAAUUACACAAAAUACUAGAGAACCCAGAGCCUGGAGCUCAUCAUGCAGAAGUCGACAGAAUAGUGUACGACCAGUUUCUGAAAUGGAAGGAUGAGAAAUCACAGAGGAAAGCGCUAGAAUUGGACACCGCACACAUCUUCUGCCAGUGGCAGUGCUGCCUCCAAAUGGGGUUGUAUCUCAACCAGCUGCUGUCUGCUCCUCUCCCUGAGCCAGAUCUUACACAGCUUUACAAUGGAACCCUUGUGCAUAGACUCUACCAUGAACUUAAGUCAGCAUCCACACCAGAGAAUCUCCUCAGUGCAUCUCCAAAGAUGAACCAGCUUUAUUGUGACAUGGUACAUGUAGUGAGAAGCGUCAUACCUACAGAGUUCUUCAAGAAAAAAAAGUCCAAGUCUCUUAAGAAAAAGAAUAAACAAGCUGUGAAGCAACCGCUGGAUAAGAAAGAAGCUCCUAUGAUUCAAGUUCUGCCUUCAUGCAGUAUUAACAACAGAUUUGAAACAUUCAUGGUGGAAGACUAGAGGAAGUUUACAAGUCAACAGUCUUUGAAAUUACCAAAGUUCAUUUUCAGUCAGUGAAAGAGGAGGACUUGUCAAAAGCCCUUUAUCUUCUUGUGUUGCUUCCUCCUACAUGAACAGCAGUUUCUAGUUUUGCAAACAAAGAAUGCAAUGUGCAUCAUACAUCAAGAAAAGACGAUAAAGAUGAAGAACUGACAUGUUUUUGGAUCUUCUCUCUGCUUCUUUCAACCUUCUUUAUGGUCUCUGCUACAAUGCAAACUGAGGAGGUGAGGCCCAGAAGAAACAGCAAAUCUAAAAAGAUGAGCAAUAUGAUAAACUUUUUAAUUGGCUAGGGACACGGAUUCAGCUGUUUAAAUCAAACAACAAAUCAGAUGCAUAGCUCCAAGGGGACGGGGAGUGCGCAACGCACUGGGGGCGCGUCCCUGUGGGGGUGUGACGAGGGCAUUCCAGGGGCGUGGUGGGGGUUGGACGGGGGUGUUCCAGGGUGGGACAGGGGCACAGGACGCACCAGUGCAUUGGGUGCUUUUCCCCCUUGCUAUGCCUCUGCAACAAAUCAACUAUCUGAAAAAUAGAGCAACCAGGAAAAGGGACUCAAAAGAUAUGGAGGGGUGGGGUGAGGUUUUGUGAAAUAUUUGUGAAAUAUUUGUAGAAGCUGUCUUUUCCAAGUGUCAAAUGUUCAAAAUUAAAUGGACAAUUUAAACUGGA